CUUAUCAUUUAGGUACACACAUACAACUUUAUCAGUGUGCCGAGUCGUGAUAGCCCAUCUCAGAUUCAGAUCCACAGUAGCUCCGCAGUUCCCUCUCUAGCUCGAUCCUUGACUCAGUUCCUACGCAUCAGCAGAGGCUCGCUGUGGCACCAGUCCGCGGCUCCGUGUGGCAGCCCUGCGUGUAGUGGUUGUUUUGGUUCAGCUGGCCGCGACGGGACACUCGCAGCAAGGACCACCUCAAGGCUGCCCCCACAAUGGCGGCACCAGGCUUAUUCGACCUCGAGUUACAGGAGGAGGACGCCAUCGAGUGUGACCAGUCCGAUGACGACGCUAUUGAGGUGGAGGAGAGUCAGUAUGAACAAGGCCCAGAUAUGAAUGCAAUCCUUCAGGCUGAAGGUAUUGAGACCUUACAGUUGUCAGACAGCACAGUCAACCCAGGCAGGGAGAAGGUGCGUCCAUCAGACUUUCAGCUACUGAAGGUUCUCGGAAAGGGCGGUUAUGGCAAAGUCUUUCAGGUUAGAAAAAUGACAGGAGGCAGAGGAGGAGGAAAAAUUUUUGCCAUGAAGGUUCUGAAAAAAGCCACGAUAGUACGUAAUCAGAAGGACACAGCACAUACAAAAGCUGAGAGAAACAUCCUUGAAGCUGUUAAGCAUCCGUUCAUUGUGGAUUUAGUGUACGCUUUUCAAACGGGUGGCAAGCUAUAUCUCAUCCUGGAGUAUCUCUCAGGUGGGGAGCUCUUCAUGCACUUGGAGAGAGAGGGAAUAUUCAUGGAGGACACAGCUUGUUUCUACAUAUCCGAAAUUAUACUGGCUCUGGAACAUCUCCACUCUGAGGGCAUCAUCUACAGAGACCUGAAGCCUGAAAAUAUCCUAUUAGAUUCAUAUGGACAUGUUAAGCUCACAGACUUUGGAUUGUGCAAAGAAAAAAUUCAGGAUGACUCUGUGACUCACACCUUCUGUGGCACCAUUGAGUACAUGGCACCAGAGAUACUCACCCGCACAGGCCAUGGCAAGGCAGUGGACUGGUGGUCACUCGGAGCACUCAUGUAUGACAUGUUAACGGGUGCGCCACCUUUCACGGCUGAGAAUCGUAAGAAGACCAUAGAAAAGAUCCUGAAGGGGAAGCUGAACCUUCCGCCUUACCUGACACCUGAUGCACGGGACCUCAUUCGCAAACUGCUCAAGCGUCAGGUCAGCCAGCGAUUGGGCAGUGGGCCAGAUAAUGGGGAGCCCAUCAAGAGGCAUCUUUUCUUCAAGCUCAUCAACUGGGAUGAAGUUAUUAACAGAAAGCUGGAGCCCCCAUUCAAGCCUGUUUUGAGUGGUGAUGAUGAUGUGAGCCAGUUUGACAGCAAGUUCACCAAACAAACGCCAGUUGACUCUCCUGAUGAUCACAUGCUCAGUGAGAGUGCCAACAUGGUCUUUGAGGGGUUCACGUAUGUGGCACCAUCAGUGUUAGAGGAAAUGGCUCGGCCAAGUGUAGUGAAAGCACGUUCUCCACGCAAGCCUUUCACUCCUAAUUCUGGGGGUCCUUUCUCCCCAAGAAACAUCCACAAUCCUUUCAACUUUACCAAUGGUGCUGAUAGUUGUUCUUCAUCUGCUCAUUAUGAACAAAUGGAUACCAGCAAUUCCACUCCAGUAGGAAAUAGCCAGCAGCAGCAGCCUCAAGGUCACCACCAGCAAGACCGCAGGCUACAUCAGCAGCAACAACAGCACCCAACGUGGAAUUGGAAGCAUUAACAAUCUGGGAAUUAGGGAAAAAAUUUAGUGGCUCCCUUUUUGCUGCUCAUUGUGUCUGUAUCAUAUAGUUUGGAAUGAUUACAUAUAUGAGGAAAGCCCUACCAUUGCAAUUAGAAAGGUGCAGAAAAAGCGAUGAAUGAUGAAGUCUGGUCUAUGCAAGAUGCUUUAGCACAUGGAUCUGUUCAUCUUUUAUGAAAAUAUUGCACACAUGAGGUAUCAAAUGUAAUAUUGGUUCAUGUUUUGAAUGAGGUGAGAUUUUCAUGACUUAGCUACUAGAGUAAUCCGUAUCAUGGUCAAGGGAUACCAUUGAAGGGGAAAAAAGCAAGUGAAUUCUGCACUUACCUAUAUACAUUUGUAUCAGACAUGUUUCAAUGGUGAAUAUAUAAGUAUCAUUCAUGUACUGGGCCUUACAUAUACUCUUAAGAUAGCCUUAAUCAUUAAUAAUUUUUGAUGGAUAAAUGAGGCUAUUAGCAAGUUCCUCUAUAAGCACAUGUUUAACACAUCUUCUGUCAUAUAGCUCAUCAGUCCUUUACUCUGUGCUCUUAGAACCUUCAGUUCAGUGUUAUUGUGGUAUACUCUAAUUUGGCACCAAACUAGUUUGCUUUAGUGUUUAGCUGUUGUUAUUGAGGCUGGGAGGUUUGUAGUUUAUGAAGAAUUGCUCAUUACAUUGCCCUGUCCCCCAAAGUAGUUGCAUAUUGUCUGCGGAUUUGAUUAAAAUCUGAAGUUUAAAGCAUUUAUAUUUUUGAAAAGAUAAACAAGCAAAUACUAUUAAUUGUGAAAUUGCCGUACAGUUUACCUGUUGAAAUUUUCUUUUAAUAAGAUGACUAGGUUGGUUAAAUUAUUUAAUGUGCCAUGCAAUAGUAUUGAACAUAUACAUAUAUGAUAUAUAAAUAGACAUAUAUAGCCAAAAUGGUACAGUAGUCUAGAUCUAGUGUAAUGCCUUACCAGUAUGUAGCAGCUAACUGAAGCCCCUGGCAGACAGGGGCUACCCACCCCAGUGGAAGGUGUUUUGCUCCAAAGCAGUGUGACUGUUGAUGACUAACACAUAUUUGUACUUCAUAACCAUAUACUAGGAUUUGUUCACAUCAUUGCUUUGUGUGAUGAAAGUUUUAUUAAUUUAUUUUUUUCAUUUUUAUUUCUCUUACAUUUGAAUUAUACCUUGAAUAAUAUUCUGCUGCAAUCAAUAUUCAAAUGCAUCAUAAUGCAGUAUCUAUUGUAGUGUAGGGAGACAUUAACUAAUAUUUUAUUGCAAUCACCCAUAACAUUUUGGGACCUAUUUAUUAUGGAGUAUUGGAGGAUGUAGAUAGGAAUGUACAUAGUUUGUGGUUUCCCUUGAGCCAUUUAAUCCAUAAAAUAGUUGCUGUGAUUGUACUGGUUAUUGUUAAUUAUUUUACAGAGGCACAAGUUUUACAACCCUUUGAGGUUUUAUUUAUAAAAUGUUAUCUUGCAACCCUUUUGUUUACCAGUACUGACUGUCAGUUGCGUGUUGAGUAUAACCAAAGUUCUCAGUGUAGUGGUGAACACGCAUCACUCUAAACAGACUGGACUCAUCCAUGACCUUGUACAUAAAAAUGCUUUUAUUAGCCUAAAUUUUAUAGUUCUUCCAAAAAUGGUUGAUAUCAGUGUGAUGUGAUGUGUCUUAAGCCAUAGCCAGGUGCCCACAUUUUGGUUUGAUGGUCAUCUGGUUGACAAGAUUUUUUUUGUUUUUUUUUUUUUUUUUUGUCCAAGGGAAUGUUGAGCAGCAUGAGGAUGUACUUUUACGUCAUGGAAUGAGUUUUCUUCAUUCCUUUUCAUUUUACUUUGACAAAUUUCAAUUGACUAUGCAAGAGAGUAGUGCAAUUGUCAGUGUUUUAUUAUGGCCUUCAUUAUUUGAAAUUUACUGGCAGCAGCUGUGCAUUAUUUUAUGAACAAUGUAUGACUUGGUGCUUUGACUUGACUUAUUGAUGGGGUGUCCUCAUCACUCAAAAACAACCACCAUCAUGAUUUUAUUUAACUUAUUAUUGAGUUAUUGCUUCGUAACUUACUUUCCAGAUUCAUGACAUAAAAAGCAAGAGUAUGAUACUGCAAUUCCGUAAGAGUUAUGCAGAAUAUUUUUAAUAUUUACAGUCAGGGCUAACUAACAAUUUUUCUUGCCCUCUCAUUUAUUUACUUAUGCUUUGUGUGGAGCAGGAACUUGGAAGCUGUUCUUUUACAUAAAGCUUGAAAUUGCUUCUUGGUUUUCAAGGUUUAUAGGUAAAAAAAGAAUGAGAUUUGCUAGUGUAGGAAGAUAUGGUACUUAUUAGAGACUGAUUCUUGCUUGCAAGACACACACAAAAAAAAUUGUAUAUAUAUAUUGAAGUAUGGUCACUAUCCCAAGGUAAUCAAACGGCACUGGAAUGCAUUACUAUCAGUUAUAAAUGUAAAUGACUAUUCUAGUAAUUUUGGCAAGCUGCGUUCAUACAUUUAAAAAAUUUAUGAACGUUUUUCUAAAGGCCGUUAUUCUCAAACAUGUGUUUGUGUGCAUUUGUGCAUGUAUGCAUGCAUGCAUGUGUGUGCUCACAUGCUCUUACACUUUUCACUUGAAUUCAUGCCUGCACACUGUUUGUAUGUGUGUGUCUGUGUGUGUUAUUCACUCUUGGUCUGACCACAUCCUGAAUUGCCAGCCAGUAAACUCGUUUUGAGCUUGUAGAAGCUUGGAUCUGUGGGUGCAUCUGAGACCUCAAACACCAUACACCCCAUCUCCCAUGCUCAAUGGGGGUUGCUAAUCUCUCCUAUUAGUAGAAAGAAAAACUUCAGUCUGAGCAAGGCACAAACCUCGGCCUGCCAGAUGUCAGUUAAGCACUUAACCCACUACACCAAAGAGAAAAAGAGAGGGAGAGUGUGUGUUUGUGUGUAAUUCACCUAUACAAGCAUAUGUGCCCAGGGUCAGAAGACCUUGAGUUAUUCACCUUUGGCCAUACCAGCCUCCUACUACGGGGUCAGGGCACAAAUCACUCAUAUCUGGUACCUAUCAACUGCUGGGUAGACAGUGUCAUGAUGAAAAGAGACCACCUACUCCACCUCCCUUAAAUCCCUCAAAUCAAAACCCAGGACAACUCCGUCAUGAGCUGAGACUGCCAAUCACUCGUGUGCAUACCUGUGUGCAUGUACAUUUAUAAUAUUGAUGUACACCCAUAUGCACACGAACACACACACACACACAUACAUGUAUGCAUGGCAUGGCUGUGUGCUCUUCAUAUAAUCAAAGAAUUUUUUUAUUAAAUCAAAUUACAAUGCCAGCAAUUCGCUUAAAACAGCUGCGCUCUCUCUCUCUCUCUCUCUCUCUCUCUCUCUCUCUCUCUCUCUCUCUCUCUCUCUCUCUCUCUCUCUCUCUCUCUCUCUCUCUCUCUCUCUCUCUCUCUCUCUCUCUCUCUCUCUCUCUCUCUCUCUCUCUCUCUCUCUCUCUCUCUCUCUAUCUCUCUCUCUCUCUCUCUCUCUCUCUCUCUCUCUCUCUCUCUCUCUCUCUCUCUCUCUCUCUCUCUCUCUCUCUCUCUCUCUCUUUUUAGACAAUGAACUUUCACAUGCUGUGGUGGAUGGUGAGAAACUCCACUGACAACAAGGUUGGAAAGCCAUAUACACACGUAAUUUUUAUCCUCGGCUAGGUCUUUCUGCGUUUCCACAAAGCCUGAUACACAAGCACCACUAGGCUACACACACGACCAUACGUGAUUCGUAACAUACACCACGCACCUCCCACUUCUCUUGGCGCAAGUGUAUCAUUUUCUGCAAGAAAUCAGCAUCAUUUUACCCAUAACUCUAAACUUGAUUUCUGGCACUCAAUAAAAGUGAUGUUUGUGUGUCAUUCUCCACACAGGAUUCUAUAAAAAAACCACGUGUGUAAUUCUCCUUGCAAGUUUCUAUAGAAGCGGCACUUGUAUAUCAUUCUCUGCACGGAAUUAGCAGAAUUUUACCUAUAACUUUGAAACUAUUUCUAUCAUUUUAUAAAAACGGCACUUGUGUAUCAUUCUCCACGCUGUGCCUCAUUUGUAAUGGUUGAGCCCUAUGAAAGAAUCUAGAACUUCACUAUAUAUAGUUAUUAAACAAGAUUGACACUAAAUAAUCCACAUAACACUUGUGGCCAGUUGGUUUAGUUGUGCCACCAAGAUUGUCCAGCAGUUCUACUUUGUAGAUAUGAUCAAAAUAACAGGAAAAUUUUCAUGUUUACAUGUAAAUAACUGAGUUUCAUUGACAGCUUUAGUUUACUUUGGUAUGACAAUUUCUUUUAUUUAACAAUUGUGUAGCCUACUUGGGUCACAUUAUGAACCACCUACUCACAUGCAAUGGGAUUCAUCCAUUCUUUGCCAAGUUUGCUUAUGUCUCAGGUUUGUUAUACCCAUUUUGCAAAUUUAUCAUACAGGAUUUCAUAGGAUAACAUGUAGAGUUUCAGUUUUCAUAUAUGCAGGGCUAGAUUAUCCAAUAGGCCAUCCCAGUUUUAAGUCUGAAGUCUAAGCCCAAGUAUGAAAUAAACAUUGAAUAUUCUUUUCAGUGGAUCAUGUAAUAGUACUUAUAAGACCCUAAGUACUUUAUGUGAUAAUGUUUCAUGUAAUGUAAAAGAUUAAAAAAAUUAUUCAUCAGAGAGCCUUGCAGAGUGAUGGAACUGAGAGGAACAACUUCAGGUUAUCCAAUAUAGGGUCAUGGCACAUCAAUGUAAAGACUUAGAAUUAUAAUAAAUUUUGAUGCUAAUAAUGGCCUAGUGCAAACUGAAGCCAGAUGUAAGAAAAGACUCUCCUUACUGGUAAAGUAAUUUCUUGCCAAUUGGC
Molecule: messenger RNA, 6514 nt
Organism: Eriocheir sinensis (Chinese mitten crab)
Lineage: Eukaryota; Metazoa; Arthropoda; Malacostraca; Decapoda; Varunidae
Gene: S6k
Product: ribosomal protein S6 kinase beta-1-like
Exons: 12
Coding region: 255-1736 (493 amino acids)
Biological process (GO): protein phosphorylation; signal transduction
Molecular function (GO): protein serine/threonine kinase activity; ATP binding
Source: RefSeq, a predicted model, not a curated record